Astrephomene gubernaculifera is the source of this 995-nucleotide messenger RNA. Lineage: Eukaryota; Viridiplantae; Chlorophyta; Chlorophyceae; Chlamydomonadales; Astrephomenaceae. The record is from the annotation of a GenBank genome assembly.
AGCCAGGAUUGCAGCAUACGGACUUGCAUUUGGGCUGUCCUCUAAUUGUUGAGGAAACUUUAGAAGAGAAAAUAGCCGCGAUACGGGCAGCAAGGGCUGACGGUUGCGGAAGUUCUUUGGUCUUGAGCAAGCCAUGAACGCCAAGGACUUUAUCUUUCACAAGAGAAAGGGAGAGGCUCUUAUUAAACCGCCUGGCAGCAUCAAUGGAAAUGGAUUUGUACUGGACACCCUGCAAGACUGCGAGGUCUACAUCCUCGACCACAGCUCGCAAGUGCAAGUGGACGACUGCAUAAACUGCAAGAUCUUCAUAGGUCCCACCGACGGCUCCGUCUUCCUGCGCGACUGCCGCGACUGCGAGCUGUGUGUUGCCGCGCGGCAGCUCCGCACUCGGGACUGCCACGGACUGGACAUGGCGCUCUACUGCGCCACGCAGCCCAGCAUCGAGACCAGCACCCGCAUCACCUUCAGCUGCUGGCGGGGCGCCUACCCGGGCCUCUCCGAGCACUUCAAGCGGGCUAGGCUGGACCCCGACCGCAAUACGUGGAUGCAGGUGUACGACUUCAACAGCAAGGAGGAUCUGGGUGCCGUACACUACCAGCUGGACGAGUCGGUGCGGCCCUGGUGGAUAGCACCACCGCCUCCUGCCUCUCCUUCCCUUCCUCCUCCGACACAUCAGCAGCAGCAGCAGCAGCCGCAUGCUGAUGGCAGCACCAGCACCGGCAGCAGCAACACUGCUGGUGUUGACGGCGGCGGUACGAGCGGCGGCGGCAGUAGCGGCGCUGCUGGGGAGUGGGCGGCGGCGCCGCCGGAUUGCCCCGUGGCAGCUGCGGAUGGGUCGCUGUUCGGUGGGGGCCGGCGGGAGCCCCCACCGCCGCCCAAGUCGCCUACAGGCUCCCCCCUGCCCGCCAGCCUUCCUCCCAGCCCGGGUCGUGCGGCCGCCUAUGACGAGGAGGUGGAGCUGGAGGACGAGGAGGAGGAGGGGGAGGAGGGGGACG